AUGGCAUCUGGUAUAACCACAGCGACCUCAUCUAGGGAUGCAGUGAGGAUCAAAGUAAUCCAGGUUGUCAAACACAUGAGACAUCAAAGAGCCAGCCACUGUGAAGUUGAUUCCCAGUGUUGCCGCUUUAGUGUGGAUCCUGAACUUACUGGCUAUGAGGUAUUAAGAAACUUGAUUGCCAGAGCCUUUGAUCUAAAGGGAGAGUUCCAAACUUGUUACCUAGCACGUGAUGAUCGGUUCCCUGAAGCAUGUUGGCUCCCAAUGCUAUCUGAUUUUGAUCUAGAGAUGGCAUUUAUUAAAUCUUCUGAUCCAUACUUAUUGGUAAAAGUGGAAUUAUUGUCAUCUAAUGGUACUUGGGAUGCUGUCACCAACAUGGAUAUUCCCAAACUUUCUUUGCCUGACCUCCCAAGAAACAACUACUCUGCUAAACUCCCAGGAAUCUUUAAAGAAAAGAUGGAGAAAACCUUGUCAAUUGUUCAGAAGGCCUUGAACUGGAAUGAAGAGGGGGAUGAAGCCUCUUUUCGCCCAACUAGACCUCCUCUGACCGAUUCAGAGUUUCAGCAGAUGCUAAAUCGUGUGGGGCAGCUGGCUCAUCCAAAAGAACUACGUCUUUGUGUUUAUUUAGGAGGCCUUGAGCCAUCUCUUAGAAAAGUGGUGUGGAAACACUUACUGAAUGUAUACCCUGAAGGCCUAACAGGAAGAGAAAGAUUGGAUUACAUGAAACAGAAAACAAAGGAGUAUGAAGCACUGAAGGCUGUGUGGCAGGAACACCUAAAUAAUGAUCAGCAGGUUAGUGAGGAGGUGAAAUAUGUGACAAAUAUGGUUCGUAAGGAUGUCUUGCGCACAGAUAGACAUCAUUCUUACUUUAGUGGACCUGAUGACAACACCAAUGUUCAGUCUCUCUACAGCAUAUUAACCACAUAUGCGCUGAAUCACCCAUCAAUUGGAUAUUGCCAAGGCAUGAGUGACUUGGCCUCACCCCUUUUGGUAACCAUGAGAGAUGAAGCACAGGCAUACGUGUGCUUCUGUGCACUCAUGGCUCGUGUACACUCCAACUUUCAUAUUGAUGGGGAUGCUAUGACUCUCAAAUUUCAGCAUCUCACUGAAGCUCUUAUAUUUUAUGAUAUAGAAUACUUCUCUUAUCUGCAGGUUCAUCAGGCCGAUGACCUUCUCUUUUGUUACCGGUGGUUAUUAUUGGAGUUGAAACGGGAGUUUGCCUUUGAAGAUGCCCUCUAUAUGUUAGAAGUUCUUUGGAGUUCCCUUCCACCAAACCCACCAGAGGAGUCUUUGCCAUUAUUUGAGGUACCAUUUAAUCCAGUUCAAGAGGAGAAGACACCUAUACCCCCACCAACACCACGACAAAGUCAUUAUGAUAAUGUGUGUGCUCUGAGACGACAAAGGUCGUGUGUAUCAAAUAGAAGUGCUGAGUGCCUUGCAGCCAUCCUUAGUAGAAGAGCAGCCAGUGUGGACUGUGAUGGGCCUGAAACUGGUGCAGGUGGUAAAAAACUAAGUAGAACCUGGUCACAGCCAAUUGACACUUCUCGUGUGAGAGUGCGUGUACCAAGUGGGGAAACUGCUAUAAAUGUUGAUAGGAUACGAGAGGAAAGUACUUCACCGGAGGACAGCCCUACCAGGAAUAUCAGAAAAAUCAGGAAUCUAAGAGAGUUCCAGCUCUUGACUAAAAAUAAAGAUUCUGAUUGUGAAAGUAACCCAGCUUCACCAUGCAGAGACAAAAAGACAUUAUCCAAUAAAAACAAAGAGGAGUAUUCUAAGCCACUACCAGUUUCUUGUGAAAAUAAAAGCAACAAAUCUCGAAGAUGUUUUUCAGACUCGGAUGCAGAUGUUGGUGUACCUGUAUACUCUGAUGGCGGGGAAGUAGAUGUUUGGCAGAAUCCUGUUGCUACACUGUCACCAGAGACUGAUCAACAUUUGCAAAUUGUUUGCCAGGAAGAGCAACCUACCACAAUUCAGCAAUUGACACCAAAAGUCAAUGGUCAGCAUCAGUCAGAAGUAGAUGGUGAGGGUGAGACUACCAUGACAGCUAGUGUUAAUUCCUGUGAAGAGGUAACAGAGGUUACUGGAUGGCAAGUUGCUAUGAGUGCUAGUGGGUCUCCACAGGUUCAUACAAUGCCUCCCCCAGAAGAGUUUGGUGGGGGUAACCCAUUUCUUAUGUUUCUGUGCCUCACUCUUCUCUUACAACACCGUCAACACAUAAUGCAAAAUAAAAUGGAUCACAAUGAGCUAGCCAUGCACUUUGACAAGAUGGUUCGACAACACAAUGUAAAUAAAGUUUUAGCCCAGGCUCGACGUAUGUUUGAGACCUACCUCAAGCUGGAUUUUUCUAAGGCACGCUCAAAAAAUACCCCUCCUAGUUCUACAAUUGACCAAUCUUGUUAAACUGCAAAGUUAUUGAAAUGUUCCAUUUCUGAACUACAGUUGUUCAGUACUAAACUAAAUUAUAAAACAAUAGUCAUGGUGCCUCCCCACCCUAUUAAAGUGGGAAACAGGGUAGUGAUAAUAUUUAUAGGUCAUGUUUUCAAUUAAAAAUAAUGUUUUAGAAGUGUGUUCAACUGAAGUGGAUUUCAUUAAAAUAGUGUGUGAAAGUCUAUAAAAAAGUUAAUUUUGUUUUAUGAAAGUUAGCUUUUUAACAUUUAAAGCUGUUUGAAGGUACCAUACCAUUAUUUGCCUUAUAUGAAUGUUUAGAAAAAACUUAUGCAGUACCACUUCAGAUUUACUCAUUGGAAAUGCCUUCGUCCCAGUGAUGCCAUGAAUGAUAAUGAACCAGCAGUGUUUUAUGUAUCUGCAUUAUUGAAAUAAAGAUUUCAGGCAUUGUGAAUUCAGUAGUGCAAGUAAAAAGAUUACUAUUAAUUCUUUCAGGAAUGAACAAAGCAAACCUUUUUUCUUAUAGUUCUAUAUUAUGGCAUUCUCUGCUUGGAUUCCACACUCAAGCAUUAAAUUAAAAAUAGAAAAAAUGAGUUCUUAGUGGUUUGUUUUGAAAGAAUAUAUUUUUCACAAAAUUAACUGUAUUUCAUAUGCAUUUGUAACUAAUAAUUUGGUCCUGUUAAUAGGGACUUUCCAUGAAAAAUUUGCAUUGUAAUAAUUACCAUGUUUUCAGUGUCUAUAAUGAUGGCCAUAUCAUUCCCUUAUCUGUACAGUAAUUUUAUCUACCUUAUCAGAUUUUACUCAUGGCAGGUAGGGGAAGUGGAAUAUUCAAAUGGCUUCAGGAAGAAAUCCAAAUAUAUUUUCUUAAAGCCUUUAUAUCCACUUCUCCGAGACUAUCGGUCCCACAGUUUGCACUGAUAGCAGAGUAUAUUUUGCUUCCAAUAUUUGCUGAUGGAGUUUAGGGGUAAUCAUUGUGAUGGUACUUAGCAUCUUUUACAAGGGCUUAAAUCAUUAUAAUAGUUUGGAUAGUCAACCUACCUUUAUGUUCUGCAGUUAUGUUAAUUUCAAGUUAGGCAGUGCUCUGAAUUUGCUGCAAAUAUUUCUUAAUUAUUAAUUUAUAGAAAUAUUUUAUUUUGGAUUAUUACACGUCUUAUGAUCUGUUAGCUGUUGUUAAAAUAAGUACGAUAACAAAUAUUUAAAAAAAUUCUCAAUUUCAUCUGUCCUUUAAAAGAGGUAAUGUAAAUGUAUAUCCAAUACUUGCUUUAUUAUAAAUUCUGCACCUAACACGUUUUGUAGUUUAUUUUUAAUACUGAAGGGACAGCUAUGUUUCACAUUGUACCUUGGAUAAAUUUGAUCCAUACUAUUUCUUCCCUUAAAUGUAAUUUUCUGUUCUUUAAACUUAAUAUUAAAUCUA
Cherax quadricarinatus is the source of this 3796-nucleotide messenger RNA. NCBI's taxonomy places the organism in Eukaryota, Metazoa, Arthropoda, Malacostraca, Decapoda, Parastacidae. The record is from RefSeq and is a predicted model, not a curated record.